UUGAGCCCAACUGUCGGCCCAAUCGUCGGAGCCUGGGGAAAUUAAUACCCUAAAAAAUUAUCCCUCCAGGCGUUUUCCAUAAGGGUCCAGUUCCUGCUUCGCGGCUCGCAUUCUUGGAACCGAUACUUGUAGAGAUACAGAAGAAGCAAAGAUGAGUCGAGGAGCAGUAGCGAAGGGGGGAAAGAAGAAGAUUGCGACAUUCGUUAUUGAUUGCGGGAAGCCUGUUGAGGACAAGAUUAUGGAAAUUGCGUCAUUAGAGAAAUUCCUUCAGGAGAGAAUUAAAGUCGGCGGCAAGGCUGGUAAUCUUGGAGACUCCGUUACCAUUUCCCGUGAAAAGAACAAGAUCUCCGUCACUUCCGACAACAACUUCUCCAAAAGGUAUCUGAAGUACUUGACAAAGAAGUACUUGAAGAAGCACAAUUCGAGGGAUUGGCUUCGUGUGAUUGCUUGAAACAAAGACCGCAAUGUUUAUGAGUUACGCUACUUCAACAUUGCUGAAAACGAGGGUGAGGAGGAAGAUUGAUUUUCUUCUUUCUUUCUUAUCUCAUGCUUUUCAAGUUACCCUAUUUAUUUUCAGAAAUAUUCUACAUCACUAAGUUUUCAUCUUUUUAUGUUUAUAUUUUCUGAGUUGCAAUGAGUGACAAUACAAUUUUUUUUGUUAGUUACUUUAUUCCUAA
This is a messenger RNA of Lactuca sativa (garden lettuce), 677 nucleotides long. NCBI's taxonomy places the organism in Eukaryota, Viridiplantae, Streptophyta, Magnoliopsida, Asterales, Asteraceae. The record is from RefSeq and is a predicted model, not a curated record.